This is a messenger RNA of Prorocentrum cordatum, 1998 nucleotides long. NCBI's taxonomy places the organism in Eukaryota, Dinophyceae, Prorocentrales, Prorocentraceae. The record is from the annotation of a GenBank genome assembly.
CUUCUUUUGCCAAGGUCGAGGAUCUCCAGAUCUAGCUGACUUCGGAUCUUAAAAGCCUCUAUGACCAGAUUGGGCGGCGCUUUGGCUCGUGCGCGUGCAUAUGAUGUGGAGGGCCGCAGUUCGCGAGGCAGUCUUCUUGAAAAUGUCCCGCCGCACCUUCGCCGCGGCGGGGCGAGUGGCCGCGCUGACGCCGAAGACCGCGCAGUGCAAGAUCGCGCCGCUGCUCGCGACCAGCGACCUCCUUCGCAGGUGUUCUGAAUAGCUUGCCAGCAAUCCGCCGACGUGGUCGGCCUUUGACGCGCGUGCUGUCGUGAAACGCCUCGGCCUCUGGUUGGGCCCCGCCGCCGAAGUCCACUUCUGGAGGGCUCCUGUCGCCACGGCGCGGCAGGAUGGCGGCUCGAACCUCUCCGCUCGGCCGCCGCGCGCCCAGAUGCCGGGUGCGAAGGACGCCCGCACGGCGAACGCGCUGGAGGCCUCCAGGGGGGCCGUCCUGGCGGUCCACGCCGCUGCCGGGCUCGCCACCGCGGGAGGGUUGCGCUCCGCGGCGCGGCUCCUGCGGGCGGCGGAGGGGCUCCUCCGCACGGCGGUCGCCGAGCUCGGCACGCCGCCCGCCUCCCCCGCCGUCGACCACGGGGGCCCCCCGAAGGUGCCGCGGCGCCGACGCCCGCGCGGCCGCGGAGGUCUGAAGGAGGCGGACGAGCAGUACGAGAAGAUGGACGUCGUGGAGGAGAAGUCCCAGGAGGAGGAGGUGGCCAUCGUCGCGGAGAUGGAUGGCGGUGCGGCUGCAGGGGCGGCGGCGGCGCAGGGGGCCGUCGACGUCGCCAUGGAGUUGCCGCCCGACGACUGGGCGGAUGCCUUGCCUAUCGUGCAUGGGCGUCCUCGCCGCGCGGGCGGCUCUGGCUCUGGCAAAGGCAGGGACAACGGCGAGGUCUCGGGCGGCGCGGGCAAGGACAAGAGCGAUGCGCGUGUUCAGCUCGCGCAGCGCGCCGCCGACCUCUCGAGUCGCCUGGGCCACCGCAUCGCGAACCACGCGCCACUCAGUGACGCCGAGCUGCACUCCUUGGUCGGGCUCUUGGAGCGGGAGCUUGCUGCGCGUGGCGGCGGGCUUGCUGAGGGAGGCCGUGGUCCUCCUCCUCGCGGCUGGCGUCGGAGUUGACGUCGUCGCGGUGGCGUUUGCGGCAUGCGGUGCUGGAAGCCCGCGGGCGCCUGUGUGGUGCGAGCUGUGCCCCCCUCGUUGCUGCUCGCCGUCUCGGAGGUCCUGUGUUCGCGUUGCUCGUGGUGCUGUUGCUCGCGGAGCUCGUGGCGCUCGGGGUCUGACUCAGAGGGUGAAGAGUUGAUGUCAAAAAAAGUGCUGCUUCAGUGCAAAGUGCGUGCACGUCGAGUUGCUUCCGCGUUGGGCUGCGCGGCCCAGCUCUCGCCCCCCCCGCAGGGGCCGGCAGUGUCAAGCGCAAUCCUUGCGGGCCCCUCACUGUGUCACCCCGAGGGCCGGCUGGCUCGAGCUCGCCUUCUUGGGGCGGCAUCAGAGGCGGCACCGCCGAUGCCGCUCUCAUGCGUGCUGCGCGGCGCCACCUCGCGCCGUUGGUGCGACUUGCUCCGCGUCCCCGCGGCCGUCGCUGAUGCGGAGCUCUCCCGACUGCUUUUUCGCCUCGGCGCCUCGCCGCUGUCGCCAGCCCUCUGGCUUCUCCCCUGCUCCGUGGAGAUUCCUGCUGCUGCCGACGACGCCUUCCCCCCCCCUCUCUGCCGCGCCCUCGUCGCGCGCCGGCCCUUUUCCUCACCGGCGGGCGCGUCGCCUGGGCUUCUCGCUCAGCCAUUUCCUUCGCUCGCAGAUGCCGCUGCCGCAGCUGAGCCUAAUUCUAGGAUCAAAAUAUAGCGUCAUUGAAUACCCAGCUGAAUCAACAUCUCUUCCUGCCCGGUCUCCGCGAAAACGUCUCCAUUCGGUUGUCCCAAUGGGCCCCUCGCAUCAGCUAUGGAGACGCCCUCUUUCGUCCCUGGGACCUC